UUAGCGGGUGGGAGGCGCGGCCGCGUUGCUACAGCGAGAGCUGGGGAGCUGGGCGGCGGCGGGCGCUGCCCGAGGAGUGUCCCGGAGCCCGAGGCGGCGGCGCGAUGGAGGGACUGGAAGAAAAUGGAAGUGUUCAAGUUGGAGAAUUAUUACCUUGCAAGAUUUGUGGAAGAACAUUUUUUCCAGUGGCAUUAAAAAAACAUGGACCCAUUUGCCAGAAAACUGCCACUAAAAAACGGAAGACUUUUGAUUCAAGCAGACAGAGAGCUGAAGGAACUGAUAUUCCAACAGUAAAACCUCUUAAACCUAGGCCUGAACCGCCAAAGAAACCAUCUAAUUGGAGAAGAAAACAUGAGGAAUUCAUUGCCACCAUAAGAGCAGCUAAAGGCCUGGACCAGGCCCUUAAAGAGGGGGGCAAGCUUCCUCCUCCUCCUCCACCUUCGUACGAUCCUGAUUAUAUUCAAUGUCCAUAUUGCCAGAGGAGAUUUAAUGAAAAUGCAGCUGAUAGACAUAUAAAUUUCUGUAAAGAACAGGCAGCACGUAUUAGUAAUAAAAGCAAAUUUUCUACUGAUGCCAAAGGCAAAGCGACUUCUCGGACACAGUAUAAGCCGCCUGCUCUUAAAAAGUCCAAUUCUCCUGGGACUCUGUCAUCGGGAUCUUCACGAUUACCACAGCCAAGUGGCACCAGCAAAACUGUUGUAGGUGUCUCUUCAGGUAGAAUGUCUUCAGUUAGCAGCUCGUUGGGAAACAAACUUCAAACCUUAUCUCCCUCGCAUAAAGGGAUAGCGGCCCCUCAUGUAGGUAAAAUGGACAAGUUAGGCCCUCCACUUCGAACUGGAAGACAUGUGCAAAGGUUGUAUGGCAGUGACACAAAAUCAGACAGUGCCAUCAAAAGACAUGAGUUAUUACCCAUUUACAACGCUAACAUCAAACCUCGAAAUUCCACACCACCUAGUUUGGCACGAAAUCCUGCCUCAGGUGUCCUUACAAGCAAGAGAAAAACAUAUGGUGAGAGUUACAUAGCCAGGCCAGAUGGCGACUACGUAUCUUCACUCAACGGUGGAAACAUGAAAGGCUUUGAAGGAAGUUCCUUACCCAAAUUCUGCCACGAGUGUGGGACUAAGUACCCUGUGGAAUGGGCCAAGUUUUGCUGUGAAUGUGGCAUUCGAAGAAUAGUUCUGUGAACAAAACCCCAAACGAAAGAGCGAAGUCCAGAGUUUGAUGACUGUUACUGCUUCCAGCCAGAGCACUUCCUCUAGUUAUUUUGUGCUAAAAUUGAUACACUUUUUUCCAGCAAUUUUUGGAACAUAAUCCCCUUGCUAUAUAAUGUGUGGGGUGUGUGUGUAUAUAUGUGUACAUAUACUGUAUAUAAUAAAUACCUAUUAUUCCAAACUGUGCCAGUCAAGAAAAUACUCAUCUGUUGGAAAAUGAUUUCAAGUGGAAUCGUUAACUUAGGUGUUACUCUUCUGUUGUUGUGAAAACACAUCAAGUACAAAUCCUCGAACUCUAGUGCUUAGCCCUUCAGGCUUUAGGAUGAUCAUUACUUUGAGCAAAAAAUCAGAAUAAACAUUUUAUUACUGGUGCCUAUUUUCAGACAGUCUCUGCGAUAGUUGGAUGGGAUGCUUGGAGUUUUGGAAUUGAGAAUAUUUUUAGUUGCAAUUAGUUAUGUGAGGUCAUUUUGCAGUAGUUCUCUUCAACAGUUUUAUAAAUUUUUUUUAAAAGAAAAAAUAAGUUCUGUGUUACCCUUUACUCAGUGUAUGAUGAUAUAAUUUAAAUAUUUUUACUCAUUCUCUCAAAAUGUAAUUAUGCAAUUUCCUUUUUGGAGACACAGGCUAAAAAUACAAAUCUUAUUCUAGUUAUAACUGAAAUUUUCACCUCUGUGUCUGCAUCUUCAAAUUUCAGUUAUUUUCUUUCUUUUCUAUAACCUAAUGUCUAAUGAGUAGUUUUAUUAUUAUUUGUAUUAAUUAUUAUGUUUUAAUCCUC
This is a messenger RNA of Myotis myotis, 1983 nucleotides long. RefSeq names its product zinc finger C2HC-type containing 1A (gene ZC2HC1A). Bases 105 to 1184 code for a protein of 359 amino acids. The transcript has 10 exons. The record is from RefSeq and is a predicted model, not a curated record. NCBI's taxonomy places the organism in Eukaryota, Metazoa, Chordata, Mammalia, Chiroptera, Vespertilionidae.